AUGUUUGAUGAGGAGUCUGACACUCUGAAGAAGACACUUCUCGAAUACCUUGGGCUGGUUAUUCUUGACGAAGGACACACUUCUCGCACGACCGAAGCACCAUUCUUCAGCAGAGUCUUCCUGGUUUGGGAGAUUGUUGUGAUCCUUCUGAGACCCCCAACGUUGCAGAAGAUUCUAAUUGACAGGAUAGAAGGCUCACUGAGCACUUCUGAAUUUGAACACAAGGUAGUAUUGACCUCUGUGUACCCGUACCUUUUCAUACGCUCCCAUUCAACAGAAACAGAACAGUUUGAAAUUGACCAGGAUGCUUUGGAAGCCUCUGGCCUUCACCCUAAUAAAGGUGUCAAAACAAGAUUUGUCAUGGAGCUUGUCCGCCUCGAAACCGGGGAAUUCUCAUCAAGUGUCUCAAAGCAGACAAGAUCUAAAAGGAAGAUCUACUUUGGGGUUGCACAGGGGAAUUCAUAUAGCUCCGGGGACGUGGAGGAAAUUAACACAAACCAUGGUUUGGGUAGAAGCUUUGCUCCAAUUGAUUGCCGAAAGGGGAAGAAGACUGUUAGGCAGUCACAAGGUAAUUCUUCCAGCUGUUUGAUGCUGAUGAGAAAAGCUAUGGGGAAGAUUCAAUUGAAGAGGGAAUUUCUUAAAAAGCAUCCAGACUCUGAUUUAGUUGACAGAACUAUUUUGGAUUCAUCAGAUGAAUUGCUUUCUCCUAAUGAUAGUGGAUAUGAUAGUGUGGAUGAAGAAGAUUUUGUAAUGGACAACUCUGAUUCUUCUGAUACUCUGGAUUCUUCAUGUUGUUAG
Fraxinus pennsylvanica is the source of this 798-nucleotide messenger RNA. NCBI's taxonomy places the organism in Eukaryota, Viridiplantae, Streptophyta, Magnoliopsida, Lamiales, Oleaceae. The record is from the annotation of a GenBank genome assembly.